CUGAUGACCCAGAGGCUAAAUCCCUGACCAAUCAUCUUGACACUGUUGGUAGUGUGACUAUUCGUAUUUUAUAGGGGACGGAUCGAUCGAUGCAAGCCACGAUCGCGUAAUCUCUCCGGCAUCGUUCUCGACCAUGGCCGUCAUCUCACUUGUUGAGCUCCUCAUCACAGUAAUCGCCGUGGUGCCAAUAAUCUUGGCGCUCCUCCUCUUGUCCUCCUCGUCCUCCUCUUCCAGGAAGCGCGACGAUGGCCGCCGGCAGCCUCCGUCGCCGCCCGGCCUGCCGCUCCUCGGCCACCUCCAUCUGCUGGGCCGCCUGCCUCACCGGGCGCUCCGGUCGCUCGCCGCGUCGCACGGCCCGGUCAUGCUCCUGCGCCUCGGCCGCGUGCCCACCGUCGUGGCGUCCUCGGCGGCAGCCGCGGAGGAGGCCAUGAAGACCCGCGACCUCGCCUUCUCGGGGCGGCCAGCGCUGCUGAUGGCCCAGCGCCUCCUCUACGGCGGCCGCGACGUCGGCUUCGCGCCCUACGGCGAGUACUGGCGCCAGGCGCGCCGCGUGUGCGCGGUCCACCUCCUCGGCCCGCGCCGCGUUGCCUACUUCCGCCGCGUCCGGGAGCAGGAGGUCGCCGCGCUGGUCGCCCGCGUCCGCCACGAGGCGGCGGCGGGCGGCGCGGUCAACCUGAGCGACGUCCUCAUCUGCUACUCCAAGGCCAUCAUCUCGCGCGCGGCAUUCGGGGACGUGGACUACGGGCUCGACGGCGACGAGGGGGGAGAGAAGCUGAGGCGGGUGUUCGCCGACUUCCAGGAGCUGGUCCUGGCGUCGCCGAUGCGGGAGAUCGCUCCGUGGCUCGGGUGGGUGGACACGGUGACCGGGCUGGAGGCCAGGACGAGGCGCACGUUCGAGGCGCUCGAUGGCUUGCUCGAGCGUGUCAUCGCGGACCACCGGAGCCGGCGUUCCGGUGGCCGGCAGCGGCAGGAUCUCGGUGACGGCGACGUCGACGAUCACCGGGAUUUCGUGGACGUGCUGCUGGACGUGGAGGAGAUGGACAAGGACGCCGGGCUCCGGCUCGACACGGACAACAUCAAGGCAAUAAUUAUGGACAUAUUUGCUGCCGGCACUGACACUUCCUCCACGGUGCUGGGAUGGGCCAUGGCGGAGCUCAUCAACCACCCGCGCGAGAUGCGGAAGCUCCAGGACGAGGUCCGCGGCGCCGGCCGCGUGACGGAGGACCACCUCGUCGACGGGAUGCCGUUCCUCAAGGCCGUGAUCAGCGAGACCAUGAGGCUGCACGCCCCGGCGGCGCUGCUGAUACCCCGCGAGACGACGGAGGACACGGAGCUGCUGGGCUACCACGUCCCGGCGCGCACGCGGGUGGUGAUCAACGCCUGGGCCAUCGGCCGGGACCCGGCGGCGUGGGAGCGCGCGGAGGAGUUCGUGCCGGAGCGGUUCGUCGACGCGCCCGUGGAUUACAGCAGGGUGGGGGCGGGGCAGGACUUCCGGUUCGUGCCCUUCGGCGCCGGGAGGAGGGGCUGCCCCGGCGCCGGGUUCGCCGCGCCGGCGAUGGAGCUCGCGCUCGCCAACAUGCUGUACCACUUCGAUUGGGCGCUGGUGGCGCACGGCCGCGGGAGGAGACAGGGGACGCCGUCGGUGGACGUGAGCGAGGUGUUCGGGCUGUCCGUCCGGCUCAAGGCGCCGUUGAUCCUCGUCGCCAAACCAUGGUCGGGUUAGUGUUGAUAAUACAGGAACACCACGAAAUGGACGUUGUGCGCUACAGAAACGAAGGUGUGCUGUAAACUUGCAAGUUGCAUGUAACCAAGAUGCUUUCAUUCAGACGAUCAGGCCAGUCAGUAGUAGUAAAAUGUAAAUUAUUCUUCAGAAAAACUGUAAAUGCAUGGCAGCAGCACUGAUCUAUCUAUCUCUGUUGGCAUUUGGGAA
Molecule: messenger RNA, 1930 nt
Organism: Panicum virgatum (switchgrass)
Lineage: Eukaryota; Viridiplantae; Streptophyta; Magnoliopsida; Poales; Poaceae
Product: cytochrome P450 71A1-like
Exons: 2
Coding region: 134-1723 (529 amino acids)
Molecular function (GO): heme binding; iron ion binding; monooxygenase activity
Source: RefSeq, a predicted model, not a curated record